Adineta ricciae is the source of this 1164-nucleotide messenger RNA. The record is from the annotation of a GenBank genome assembly. Lineage: Eukaryota; Metazoa; Rotifera; Eurotatoria; Adinetida; Adinetidae.
AUGGCGCACUCACGCUUUACCGAUGAUAUUUGGUGUACACCAGCACCCGGUGCUUCGAAGAUUCCCGUACGUACAGUUGACGAACUACGUGACCAUAUAUUUGUUUCGAGCCAAGACAACGAAUUCAAACAAUGUUUACUUACAGCCGAAGAAAUGAAUUCGAAAGAGUUAUAUGAAAAGUAUCCUCCCAACUUUCGAGAUAAAAACAAACAAUUCAUUUUCAAAUAUAUCAACGAACAACGAAGAUAUUCUCCAUCCUCUGAUCGGUCUAUAUUAGUAACACGAUGGAGACCAUUUAUUCCUGAAGUUCUACCAGAUAAUAUAACCACAACUUCAACAAAAAUUACUUUUACACCAGAUGUAUUUCAAUAUGGAACAUGUGGUGAUGACCGUACUGUUGAAUGGUAUUUAAAUUUUGCCAAUCAUGAUCUAUUUGCUUAUUACAGUGGCCCAUUAUUAGCUCAAGAUGAAUUACAAGUAUUAGAAUGCGUAGAAUUAGCAGCACUAAGAGAAUAUUUUGUUCAAACAAUCAAUACAGUUGGAUCAUCAACUGUUGGCUCAGAUAAAACUACACAUAAAACUGUACCAACACCGAUUCUGAUCAGUAACACCGAACGAGUGAUUGAAAUUGACACCAAGAAAGUCUAUGGCAAUGCUUUUGCCAAAGCUUCUGAAAGGCAGCUUGUCCAAGCAUGUCACUAUCUUGAUAAACCUCAAAAGGUAAAUCUGAUCGCUAUCGAAGCACCCAGUUCUGGUCAAGGUGUGUACACUCGUGAUCAAAUAGAUUAUAUUCUUGUCACAUGCUACGUUGGUUUUAAAGCAGCAGAACUUCUAGCGCAUAAAACUCACGCAUUGAACAUUUCCAAUAAACAAAUAUCUAGCCGAACUGCAAGUAGAAAGUUUCGAACAAUUAUUCAUACGGGAUGGUGGGGCUGCGGUGCAUAUGGCAAUAAUCGACAAAUGAUGGUCUUGACUCAAAUGCUUGCAGCUUAUUGGACUGGAAUCGAUGAAUUAGUUUUUCAUACUCAGACACGCGAACAUGAGAAUGAUAUUCGAGCGGCGAAACAAUUUGUUGAUUCAGUUUUGAAAGAGAGAAAGCUCGAUAAUGUCAUCGAUAAAAUCUUUCAACUUAAUUUAAAAUGGGACCGAUCCAAUAAUACAUAA